Saccoglossus kowalevskii is the source of this 841-nucleotide messenger RNA. RefSeq lists its product as uncharacterized. The record is from RefSeq and is a predicted model, not a curated record. Gene Ontology annotation, molecular function: calcium ion binding; Notch binding. Lineage: Eukaryota; Metazoa; Hemichordata; Enteropneusta; Harrimaniidae. Gene Ontology annotation, biological process: Notch signaling pathway.
AUGGUUGAGAUAAGUCAUGCUGCGGCUGGCGUCGCGGGAUCUACUGCAAUGGCUUCAGUAGUAUCCGUUAUUGUGACUGCGUCAGUGAUGUCCAGUAGUGGCGAGCCAGUGUGCCAACAGAUAGACAUAGAUGAAUGUAAAGACAACCCAUGUCGAAAUGGAGGAGAGUGUCAAGAUGGCGUCAACUCCUAUACGUGUGAUUGCAUAUCAGGAUUUGAAGGAAAUAACUGUGAAAGAAGCAUUGACGACUGCAGGCCUAAUCUAUGUUUAAAUGGUGCUCUCUGUGUAGAUGGUCUAAACAGCUUCACCUGCAGUUGUAUUGCUGGGUUUGAGGGAGAGUACUGCCAGAUUCCCAUUGAUGACUGUGACCCCAACCCUUGUCAGAAUGGUGGAACAUGUGUGGAUGGGUUGGCCUCGUACACAUGUAACUGCGGCGAGUUAUUUGAAGGAGUUAAUUGUGAAAUAGAUAGACCACGGUACAUCGCAAUUGAUGAAGCGGGAGUUUCUUGGACGGACGCAAGAGAUGGUUGUAUCAGCAUUUCAGCUCACUUGGCAAAAGUUCAUUCUGCAAAACAACAUUGUGAUAUUUGUAAUUUUCUCCGAGAAAGCAGGGAACUAACAGGGAUCAUCGGAGAUCGUUGGUUUGGACUCAAUGCUUUAGAAACUGUUGGGUCAUUUGUAUAUGCUGAUGGUGAAGCAAUGACUUAUUCUCAUUGGCAUAACAACCAGCCCACUAAUGGCGCAAAUGAUAAUUGCGUAAUACUGAAAUCCAAUUGGGGUUUUGAUUGGAAUGAUAUAGGCUGUGAUCAUGAGGUAGUUGGAUAUAUUUGUGAAUAUGACU